CUCCCCCCCCGGGGGUCGCGGCCGGAGGAUGGACGAGGCUGGAGAGCGAGCGGCCGACGAGGAGCCGGAGCCGGGCAGAGCCAAGACUUUCAUCCGCCUCAACGACCUGUCCGGGGCCGGGGGUCGCCAGGGGCAGGGGGCCGGGGCCGGGGCCGGGGCCGGGGGGGGGGGCAGCGGCGGCGGCGACUCGGAGGCGGAGGCGCUGCCCUACCCGGCGCUGGCCCCCGUCGUCUUCUUCUACCUGAGCCAGGAGAGCCGGCCGCGGAGCUGGUGCCUCCGGCUGGUCUGUAACCCCUGGUUCGAGCGGGUGAGCAUGCUGGUGAUCCUGCUCAACUGCGUGACGCUGGGCAUGUUCCACCCCUGCGAGGACAUCGCCUGCGACUCGCCGCGCUGCCGCAUCCUGCAGAGCUUCGACGAUUUCAUCUUUGCCUUUUUUGCCGUGGAAAUGAUAGUCAAGAUGAUCGCGCUGGGGAUUUUCGGGAAGAAAUGCUACCUGGGAGACACGUGGAACCGCCUGGACUUCUUCAUCGUCAUCGCGGGGAUGCUGGAGUACUCGCUGGACCUGCAGAACGUCAGCUUCUCAGCCGUGCGCACUGUACGCGUCCUGCGGCCACUCAGGGCCAUUAACAGAGUCCCCAGUAUGCGCAUCCUGGUGACGCUGCUCCUGGACACGCUGCCUAUGCUGGGGAACGUCCUCCUCCUCUGCUUCUUCGUCUUCUUCAUCUUCGGCAUCGUGGGAGUCCAGCUCUGGGCGGGUUUGCUCAGGAAUCGCUGCUUCCUCCCCGAGAACUUCAGCAUCCCCUACACGGUGGAUUUGGAGCGGUACUACCAGACAGAGAACGAAGACGAGAACCCCUUCAUCUGCUCCCAGCCCCGCGAGAACGGGAUGCGCUACUGCCGCAGCAUCCCGACGCGCAGGGAGGAGGGCCUCGAGUGCACCCUGGAUUACUACUCCUACAAUGACACCACCAACACGUCCUGUGUCAACUGGAACCAGUAUUACACCAACUGCUCAGCCGGGGAGCACAACCCCUUCAAGGGUGCCAUCAACUUCGACAACAUCGGCUACGCCUGGAUUGCCAUCUUUCAGGUCAUCACACUGGAAGGCUGGGUGGACAUCAUGUACUUCGUCAUGGACGCGCACUCCUUCUACAACUUCAUCUACUUCAUCCUCCUGAUCAUCGUGGGCUCCUUCUUCAUGAUCAACCUCUGCCUCGUGGUGAUAGCGACACAGUUCUCGGAGACGAAGCAGCGCGAGAGCCAGCUGAUGAAGGAGCAGCGGGUGCGCUACCUGUCCAACGCCAGCACCCUGGCCAGCUUUUCGGAGCCGGGCAGCUGCUACGAUGAGCUCCUCAAGUACCUGGUUUACAUUGCCCGUAAAGGCAGCAAGCAGCUCGUGGAGGUCUACCGGGUGGCGGGCGUGAGGAUGGGCUUCCUUGCCAGCCCCACCAGCAAGGUGGGGGCCGACCGGCACUCCGGCAAGCGCCGGGCCAGGAAAAGGUCCUCGGUGCACCACCUCAUCCAUCACCACCACCACCACCACCACCACUACCACUUGGGAAACGGCAACCUGCGGGCGCCCCGUGCCAGCCCGGAGAUCAGCGACGUGGACACCAGCUCCCUCCACAAUGGCACCAACCGGCUGAUGCUGCCCCCGUCAGCACCAAACCCCGGCACCGCUCCCGGCACCACCGAGUCCGUGCACAGCAUCUACCACGCCGACUGCCACGUGGAGCCGCUGCGCUGCCGGCCAUCCCUCCCACAGCCGGCUCUUGGCUUGCCGAGCCCAGAAGGUGUCCCCAGGGGCAUGGGGGGCGGCAAGGUGUACCCCACGGUGCACCCCAGCACCUCCCAUGAGGUGCUAAAGGAGAAGAGCCUGGGGGAGGCGGCGGUGGGGGCCGGCAGCAGCACGCUGACCAGCCUGAACAUCCCGCCCGGGCCGUACAGCACCAUGCACAAGCUGCUGGAGACGCAGAGCACGGGGUUCUUUUCGGUCCACGUUACGGAUAAAGGUGAUGGAUUUGCAGGUCCCUGCCCGAGCUCCUGCAAGAUCUCCAGCCCCUGCACCAAGCUGGACAGCGGCUCCUGCAACCCCGAGGGCUGCCCCUACUGCCUGAAGGCGCUGGCGAGCGAGGCCGAGCAGACGGACAACGAGAUGGCGGACUCGGACAGCGAGGAGGGGGUCUACGAGUUCACGCAGGACGCCCACUACAGAGACCAGCGGGACCCCCAGCGCGGCAGGGCCCGGGCCAGGAGCGCUGGCAGGGUGCUGGCCUUCUGGCGCGUGGUGUGCGAGACCUUCCGGAAGAUCGUGGACAGCAAAUAUUUCGGUCGCGGGAUCAUGGUGGCCAUCCUCAUCAACACGCUCAGCAUGGGCAUCGAGUACCACGAGCAGCCAGAGGAGCUUACCAAUGCCCUGGAGAUCAGCAACAUCGUCUUCACGAGCCUCUUUGCCCUGGAGAUGCUGCUGAAAGUCCUCGUUUACGGUCCCUUCGGCUACAUUAAGAAUCCAUACAACAUCUUUGAUGGGAUCAUCGUGGUGAUUAGCGUGUGGGAGAUUGUGGGCCAGCAGGGCGGGGGCCUCUCUGUCCUGCGGACCUUUCGGCUCAUGCGAGUGCUGAAGCUGGUCCGCUUCAUGCCCGCCCUCCAGCGCCAGCUCGUCGUCCUCAUGAAGACCAUGGACAACGUGGCCACCUUCUGCAUGUUGCUGAUGCUCUUCAUCUUCAUAUUUAGCAUCCUGGGGAUGCACCUCUUCGGCUGCAAGUUUGCCUCUGAGCGAGACGGCGACACGCUGCCCGACAGGAAGAAUUUCGACUCCCUGCUCUGGGCCAUCGUCACCGUUUUCCAGAUUUUGACCCAGGAAGACUGGAACAAGGUCCUCUACAACGGCAUGGCAUCUACCUCCUCCUGGGCUGCUCUCUACUUCAUUGCUCUCAUGACGUUUGGGAAUUAUGUUCUCUUUAACCUGCUGGUGGCCAUCCUGGUGGAGGGUUUCCAGACAGAGGAGAUCUCCAAGCGAGAAGACGCGAGCGGGCAGCUGAGCUGUAUUCAGCUGCCUGUCAACCCGGCGGCGAAAGGCAAACUGGGAGUGCAAGAACAGGGUGACGCUUCCAAGUCCGACUCGGAGGGCGAUCUCUUCCCCCGCAGCCUGGAAGAGGAGGCCGGACUGAAGAAGAACUUGUCAAACCCAGCCUUGAUGGCCCUGAGCGACCACCCAGAGCUGAAGAAGAGCCUCACCCCGCCGCUCAUCAUCCACACCGCUGCCACGCCGAUGCCCAUGCCCAAGAGCGCCGUGUUCAGCGAGGCCGCACAGGGCUACGAGUCGCGCCGGGCCAGCGGCGUCUCCGUGGACCCCGCCACCUACGAGCUCAAGUCCCCGCCCAGUGCCCGCAGCUCCCCGCACAGCCCCUGGGGCGCCGGCAGCAGCUGGACCAGCCGCCGCUCCAGCUGGAACAGCAUCGGCCGGGCGCCCAGCCUCAAGCGGCGGGGCCAGAGCGGCGAGCGCAGAUCCCUGCUUUCUGGAGAGGGGAAGGAGAGCUCGGAGGAUGGGGAGAGCUCGGACGAGGAGCGCUCCAGCCGGGCCGGCAGCUUCAAUGGGUCCUUACCUCAUCGCAUGGAGUCGCUGGAGACAAAAGGCUCCUUCGACCUCCAGGACACCCUGCAGGUGCCUUCCCUGUACCGGACCAGCAGCAUGCACAGCAGUCGCACCUCCGCCUCCGAGCACCAGGACUGCAACGGGAAAACCUCUCCAGGCCUGCUGGUACACCAGCUCCACCUGGACGACCCCCGGCAGGACUGCGAUGACGGCGAUGAUGAAGGCAACAUGAGCAAAAGGGACCGAGUGAAGGCUUGGAUCCGGGCACGUCUUCCUGCCUGCUGCAGAGAGAGAGACUCCUGGUCCAUCUACAUCUUUGCUCCUCACUCAAGAUUCCGUCUGAUGUGCAAUAAAAUCAUCACGCACAAGAUGUUUGAUCAUAUCGUCCUGGUGAUCAUCUUCCUCAACUGCAUUACCAUUGCCAUGGAACGACCCAAAAUCGAGCCUCACAGCGCUGAACGGAUCUUCCUAACGCUCUCUAACUACAUCUUCACGGUUAUCUUCCUGACUGAGAUGACAGUUAAGGUGGUGGCACUAGGCUUGUGUUUUGGGGAGAAAGCCUACUUGAAAAGCAGCUGGAACGUGCUGGAUGGGGUGCUGGUUCUCAUCUCGGUCAUUGACAUCCUGGUCUCGAUGGUGUCAGACAGUGGCACGAAAAUCCUGGGGAUGCUGAGGGUUCUGAGACUGCUGAGGACGUUGCGGCCCUUAAGAGUCAUUAGUCGAGCCCAAGGACUGAAGCUGGUGGUGGAGACUCUCAUGUCAUCCCUAAAGCCCAUUGGGAACAUCGUGGUCAUCUGCUGCGCCUUUUUCAUAAUCUUUGGGAUCCUGGGAGUUCAGCUUUUCAAAGGCAAGUUUUUUGUCUGCCAGGGGGAGGACACCAGAAACAUCACAAAUAAAUCGGAUUGUGCAGAAGCAAGCUACAAAUGGGUCCGGCACAAGUAUAAUUUUGAUAAUCUCGGCCAGGCCCUGAUGUCUCUCUUUGUUCUGGCCUCCAAGGACGGGUGGGUGGAUAUCAUGUACGAUGGCCUGGAUGCUGUGGGAGUUGACCAGCAGCCAGUCAUGAACUACAACCCGUGGAUGCUCCUCUACUUCAUCUCCUUCCUGCUGAUUGUGGCCUUCUUCGUCCUCAACAUGUUCGUGGGGGUCGUGGUGGAGAAUUUCCACAAGUGUCGGCAGCACCAGGAGGAGGAAGAAGCCAAGAGGCGGGAGGAGAAGAGGCUUCGCCGGCUGGAGAAAAAGAGAAGGAGUAAGGAGAAACAGAUGGCUGAUCUAAUGCUGGAUGAUGUAUUAAUGGAGAGCACAGCCAGUGCAGUGCAAGAAGCACAGUGCAAGCCCUACUAUUCGGAUUACUCCCGCUUCCGCCUCCUGAUCCACCAGAUGUGCACCAGCCAUUAUCUGGAUCUGUUCAUCACAGGCGUCAUCGGCCUCAAUGUGAUCACCAUGGCCAUGGAGCACUACCAGCAGCCAAAGGUUCUCGAUGAAGCCCUGAAGAUUUGCAAUUACAUCUUCACCGUUAUCUUUGUCCUGGAGUCUGUCUUCAAGCUUAUUGCCUUUGGGUUUCGUCGCUUCUUCCAAGACAGAUGGAACCAAUUAGAUCUGGCAAUUGUACUGCUGUCUAUCAUGGGUAUCACUUUGGAAGAGAUUGAGGUGAAUGCUUCGCUACCAAUUAACCCCACUAUUAUCCGAAUCAUGAGGGUUCUCAGGAUUGCUCGAGUGUUGAAGUUGCUGAAGAUGGCUGUAGGGAUGAGAGCCCUGCUGGACACCGUGAUGCAAGCGCUGCCUCAGGUGGGGAAUCUGGGUCUUCUCUUCAUGUUGUUGUUUUUCAUAUUUGCAGCUCUUGGAGUGGAGCUCUUUGGAGACCUCGAGUGCAACGACACGCACCCCUGCGAGGGGCUGGGGAGGCAUGCCACCUUCCGAAAUUUCGGGAUGGCCUUUCUCACUCUCUUCCGGGUAUCCACGGGGGACAACUGGAACGGGAUAAUGAAGGACACCCUGCGAGACUGUGACCAGGAGUCCACCUGCUACAACACCGUCAUUUCGCCCAUCUACUUCGUCUCCUUCGUGUUGACAGCCCAGUUUGUCCUGGUGAACGUGGUGAUCGCCGUGCUCAUGAAGCACUUGGAGGAGAGCAACAAAGAGGCUAAAGAGGAGGCAGAGCUCGAGGCAGAGCUGGAGAUGGAGAUGAAGACAAUCAGCCCUGGCCAGCGCAGCCCCUCGGACAUCUUUGCUUGGACAGGCAGUGUCAGUGGCGAGAGACCCGAGAGCCCCCGAGGAUGUACCAAUCCCAUGCAAAUCAAGGUGGAUUCUCAGCUCUCAUUAGUUUACCCUAUGGAAAGGCACUUGUUUGAUACCAUAUCACUGCUGAUCCAGGAAUCUCUGGAAGGAGAGCUGAAGCUGAUGGACAACCUGUCAGGCUCUGUGUGCCAUCAUUAUGCCCUCCCUGCUCCUGAAUAUUACAACUCUGAGAACCAGAUCCCUCUAGCUGAGAUGGAGGCUCUGUCUCUGACGUCAGAUAUUCUCUCUGAAAAGUCCUGGUCCUUAGCUCUGACGGAUGACUCUUUUCCUGAUGAUACUUACACACACUUACUUAAUGCUCUGGAAAGCAAUGCUGAUCUCCGCUCCAAGGACGACACGCUGAUGCUGUCCCCCGACAAGGACUUGCUGAGCGUGAGGAAGCCGUCGGUGGGGCGCACCCGCUCCCUGCCCAAUGACAGCUACAUGUUCCAGCCGCCACGCUGCCGGCCCUGCACCGCCGGCCUGGCCGAGAGGACUCCGGCCCACCACAAGGCCCAGUCAGGUUCAAAGGCAUCAGUGCAGUCGCAGCCAGCAGACACCAGCUCUCUCCUGCAAAUUCCAAAAGACCAUUUUCACCACAUAAGAGCUCACGACCACUUGGUCUGGGAGAGCAAAUCCCAGGUUUCCCAGCCAGUGCACUCUCCUUCUGCUGAGAGGCUACUCCGUAGACAGAUGGCUAUAAGGAAUGACUCUCUGGAUAGCAAGGAGAACCUCCACACCGAGGUGGGUGAACUCUCUGACCCAAAUGUCCCCGCUGCGCCCCGGGAGGAGUCAUCGGGUGCUCUGGUGCCCUCAGAAGCGAAAGAAUUGGCCACAUGGAGCCGGGCAAGCGUUCAUACGCAGCAGCAUUCCCACAAUCAGUAUAACAUUUCAAAGCAGGCACCAGCGUCGUGUGCUUGUGCAGACUUGUAUCAGGAGACGCCUGGAGAUUCAGUGGACCAAGAAGUAUCUGAAACAAACAGCUCCUCAGAGCCUUUCACUUCAGAAACUUGCACAGCCUCGAGUGCCUGUUCAGAGGCUCAGCCUCUCACUCCUAAGAGGAACGUGGGCAAUACCGGCAGCGUUACACUGAAGGACCUGAAGAAAUACCAUAGUGUAGACACCCAGGGUCUUCUAAAAAAACCGCCCUCUUGGUUAGAUGAUCAAAGGAGACAUUCAAUAGAAAUUUGUUCCAUGGAAAACAGCCCUCAGCACCAUUCCACGUCUAGCUCUUCUGGCUUCAUAAGUCAGGUGGUAAGUGAAAUGGAAGGCUUGCAAGGAACACGGCAGAAGAAAAAACUGAGCCCUCCGUGUAUAUCUAUAGAUCCUCCCGACGGACAGAGUUUGCUACCUAGAGGACCUCACAGCAUCUCACCUGCCAGUGGAGAUACUUGCUUGAGACGACGUGCUCCAUCUUGUGAUUCCAAGGAUUCGAUGGAUAUAGGGGAUUCGUUGCUUCCAGACAGUAUGUCAACAUCUCCUACCCCAAAGAAAGACUUGUUGACACUUCCUAGCUUUUCCUUUGAUCAAACGGAAAUGGACCCCUGAGUUACUUUUCUGUUGGUGCCAAACGUUUUUUUCCUUUCAUGUAAUAGGAAAAAAAAAAAUCAAAAACUCUGUAUUCCAAAAUGGCACCAGGUAAAAAAUUUCCAAAGAAAGAUUAAAGAACCAGCUGGUUAAAAGAGUGGUUAACCUAUAUCACGCUUACUUAAGCAUAUGUUCUGCUUAGGUAAAAGCAAUACAAUGUGCAGAAUCUAUAUGUAUAUUAUAUUUUAUUAAAUUAAUUGAAUCUAGUAUUGCGGGAUGUAGUACAUUUUGUGACUAAAGACUCGUUUAAUUUUUCUCUAUUUUAUGUAUCUCAGAAUAUUUCUGAGAUAAAGUUGGUUUUUAUGAAUAUUUUAACCUAAAAAUAUAUAUUUAAUCCCUUCUCUUUUUUGUUUUGUUUUGUUUGGGUUUCAUUUUGUUUUGCAAAGCACAAAAUGUAGCCAAUUAGUGCAUUACAGAGGAAAUGUAUCCCACAGUCAGCAGUAAAUAAGAAUUAUUUAAUGUAAUUUAUUUUUCCCCUUGGACUGAAGUCAUUUUCUGAAGAAAAAAAAAAAGAAAAAAAAAAAAGGAAAAAAAAGCUUGCUUGGAUAGUAUAAAAAUGCAGCGGCAUUUUUUUAAAACCAAAUAAUAUUCGAAUCUUGUGUAAAAUUGACAUCUAGAGAGAAAAACAGGUGCACGAAACCCGGAAUGUAAAACAUGCUGAUAUACACCUGAAGGUUGUGAAUGUAGAGCCAAUCCAACUGUACGCUGGCACUACACAAUAUUGACUUAUAACAGGAUUAUUAUAGAUCAUCCACUGGUGGUUUGCAAAAUCAUGUCAAUGGAUAAUUUUCAUAUGUGCCUAGGAAACCGAGGCAACAAAAGCCUGGGGUCACUUCUGAAGUGUUUUCCAGCGUCUCGGAGACAGGCUGCUGCUUUUGCUGAGUUCCACACCUGUGGAAGCCUGCUGUUCCCAGGGGAGCCCCCUUUUUGCAGCAGGACGCAGGUGAGAACAAGGCCAGCUUUAGGGUUUGAGCUGGGUGACUUCGGUCCCCCAGGACAGCAGUGUGCUUAAGCACCUGUCUCAAGUUUUUGCUUAAACUGCAUUGAAGUUGAUCGUAUUUAAGUAAUUCUUUAAAAUUGAAGUCUUAUGUUUAUGCGUUGAACAGAAUCGAGGCCUAUUACAGUUUACAAGUUAUUUUACAGAGCACAUGUAAGGAAGUCUGUAAGUACUGAAAUGGUUGUUGAUUUUCAGUAAAAAGCCAGGUUUUUUUGCUAUCACUGCUGGAGUUAACUGACACGACCCUGCUGAAAUUUUAUUUCCAAUCUAGCAAAAGCCUUAAGCAGCAACUUCAUGAUACAAAGUCAACAAAAAUGGAAUCCGUGUCCUUACUUUGUUAACAUGUCCUUAGCAUCAGUCAUCUAGGAAAUGAACUGUUUGCUUCUGUGCUAAUGCCCUCUGCAAAAAGCAAUCACAGAAGCAGACAGCACAGCCUGAAAUCUCUGGGGGCUGGCCCCAUUCAACUCAUCCUGCUUUUCAUAAGACUGAUAGAAAGCAGACAUUAACUUCACUGAACCUCCCUGAAAUCAAAUUAAGAUGUAGGCUAAAUAAGACUUUGAAGGCAUGGUUUUAAGUAUGGGAACAGUCACAGGUUUAAAAUGGCAUGCGUGGAUAAGUCUUUGCUGGAUCACAUCCUUAAACCCUCACAAGCACGAGAAGGAUUUGUGCUAAUUCUACCAGUCGGGAGUUUGUAACUUUUUGAGCACUACUGAUCUUUUCAAAUCACUUAAAGAUGUUGAUAUACAGCCUUUUAUCCGUUGGGAGAUUAGACCAUUACGACUACAUGUGUCUGCAUUAGCUUCAAGUAUGUACACCAGGAGAAGAUGCUGUUUAUACGUAACAGCCUGUGUCAGGUCUUAAGCUCCUUUAUUUUCACUCAAGGAAGUUUCCUCCAUAAACAAUCCCUUUUGAUUUACAUGUCCUGUGAAAAUGUAAGGGACUUCAGCAGGAAGUCAGGCACUCGGUGUAUUUGAAGGACGAAGAUUAACACUGAACUAUUUACUGCAGACAGAUUAAUUCUUGGCUGGGACAUUUUUCCCCUCUUCACCAUGGGCCCACACAGAGAAGACUCUCUUUGAUAUGCCUGGCCAAAUCCAGAGCUAAGCCCGUUUAAAGCAAUGAUUUCAAACAAACCUUUCAUCAGUUCUUCCCCCAGAUUAUAUUUAAGGAAAUAAUAAAAUUACAGUGUAUUAAGCCUGAGAAAUAUUCUUAAUCCCUUUUUGGUUUUACGCUCAUAAUGAGCCUUAGCUUUGCCUUUCACAUUUACUAAAUAAUUUGGGAAAAUAGCUAGGCCACUGAAAUUGCUGACCCUGGUUCCUUAAUGAUCAGGAGUGUGUUGAUAUCUCUGGAAUGAUACAGUCCCUUCCUGAUAAAAAAGUAUGCAGCAUUUUAUCUUGAAAUCGUGGCACAAAAUGGUGAUGUGAUGUUAAUCCAAAUGCUCAACUCCAAAUGUAACAAAGUCUAAAGGCUGUUCUAUUUUCAAGACUCGGGGUUUCGCCCACUGACAAGGUUUGUGUAAGCAACAAAAAGUUUACAUCAUACAUGAAUAUUCAAUAAGGACUAGCCAAUAAAAAAAUACUGUACAGUGAUGCAGUCAGGAAAAUAAAUCCAUGUAAAAUAGUUUGUUUUCUAAACCAGAUAAGUUUUUUCUAGACACCCUUUUGAAAAACAAAUACAAAUGUACUGCAGUGCGUGCAAUAAUCUUAAGAUAAUUUUAAAUACCUUUGGGGGGGUUUUAUAGAAUUUGACUUUUUUUAAACAAAAUGUACAAAAUCCACAGGAAUUCUGUAGAAUGGUUAUGUUGAUAGAAUUUUUUAUAUUUUUGUAGAAAUCUAUAGAGAAAUUGUUAAAAGUCUGCAUAGCAUCUUGGGAACAGAAGCAGCUCUACCUACAAUUUUCUUUUCAUAAACCUGGAGCCAGACCUACUGUAUUACAACAUUUAUAGCUUAGUUUCAGAGCCUGCAUCCAGGUUGUGUUUAGAAGUAAGCAGCUAAACUAAGGUUCUAUGAUAUUGCAGUGCUAUUACUGUUCAAGGACUGUACUGAAAUAAAACAUCUACCCCCAGAACUCAGCCCAUAUUGGUGGCAAAGUAGUCGCAUUGCUAUCCAGUUCAUUCAAGCACACCAGCACUUUAAUACUGUGGAUUUACUGUAUACAGGCAGCAGGAGGAUGUUCUGCCAUUGCCAGGCUGACACAGGAGAAAGGAGAGAGAUUGCAGACGUGUCUGGAAAAAUGUAAAUUCCAUUCUUACAGCCCCUUGCACAUAGGACUGAAUUUUCAUAGCUCGGUUACAGGCCGUUUAUACUGUAGAUAUUUUGGAGGAGGGCAAAGAAAACACUGUUUUUGACUUCUGUGGAUUGCACUCAGCACAAGGUGUGUUCAAGGAAAUAAAAUAAAAAUUAAAAAAAAAAA
Cygnus olor (mute swan) is the source of this 10865-nucleotide messenger RNA. It is a transcript of the gene CACNA1G, whose product is annotated as calcium voltage-gated channel subunit alpha1 G. The record is from RefSeq and is a predicted model, not a curated record. Gene Ontology annotation, cellular component: neuron projection; voltage-gated calcium channel complex; voltage-gated sodium channel complex. The transcript is spliced from 40 exons. Lineage: Eukaryota; Metazoa; Chordata; Aves; Anseriformes; Anatidae. Gene Ontology annotation, molecular function: low voltage-gated calcium channel activity; voltage-gated sodium channel activity. Bases 29 to 7417 code for a protein of 2462 amino acids. Gene Ontology annotation, biological process: positive regulation of calcium ion-dependent exocytosis; neuronal action potential; sodium ion transmembrane transport.